Messenger RNA from Drosophila navojoa, 1804 nucleotides. It is a transcript of the gene hmw, whose product is annotated as hemingway. The record is from RefSeq and is a predicted model, not a curated record. Lineage: Eukaryota; Metazoa; Arthropoda; Insecta; Diptera; Drosophilidae.
GUCUUGAACUAGCCGGGAUAUUAGCUUUAGACAACCCAACAAAAUGACUGAGCCGCCGGUUAACUCUGAGGAGGAUUCUUAUAUGGAGGAGUCUUUUGAUGAAGAGGUGCCCUCCGAUGUGGAGGAGGAGCAGGAGUAUGAGGAGGAUAUUGAUAAUGAGAGCGACACACAUAGCGACACCGACGUCGAGGCUGAGUAUAUGCGUGGAAAUCCACAUGCACGCCGUCAACAGUUGUAUUCCAAGCGCUCUGGCGGAGGAAGCGGCUUCGCCCGCCAAACUCAUGUGAAGUAUGACAGCUCCUCGUCCGAGGACGACGAGCCCGUGGUUGUCACCCAGACUGUGGCCGAAGUGAACACAUCGACACUGAACCCUGAGCAGACUGACGAUGAAUCCAUAUCAGUGCGCACGUUGAUACCGAAGAGCGCUAAGCAGCAUGAAGGGGAUGAAGGGGAUUCGGAUGAAUUGACCGAAGUUGAGGACGAAAUGGAAGAUGAGCUGGCUGCUGAGGACGAGAUUGACUCUGAAAAUGAAUUCGAUGGCAAGGAAUUGGCUACCGAGAUAGACAACGAUGGGAAAGAUGAAGAAGCAACGAGCCUACUAGGAGACGAGCAGGACGCGGAUGAAGAGGAGGCAGAAGAAGAGGAGGAUGGGAACGAACAGGAUAAUCAGGACUUGCGUCUCAACAUGGAUCUGGUUGACAUCGCCGAUGGCUCCGACGGCAGCGACAGUGAGAUGGACUCUUCACGCAACAGCGACCCCGAUCUGGAUGGCAUAACCAACUAUAAGAAACUGAAGCGCGGUCCUCACUACCAUCCGAAUUUGCCGAGGAAGCCGAUUGUUGAUACCGAUGCACCGGUAUUUCCCAAGCUGGAGAGCAUCUACGAUGAUAAUGGCGAGGAGGUCUACAAGCUGGAAGACGAUGUGCCUGUACCGGGCGAACCGCUCAAUGUCAAGUAUCUGGAACAGCAAAUGACUGAAAUGUCGGAGAUGAUCAUGAAGACAUUUCGCCUGAGCGGCGGCUCGGCUGACAACAGUGCAUUGGAGCAACUGGCAUUGGCCACCAAGUUGAUGAAGAAGCACGGCAAACCAAAGUCAUUGCCAGAGGAUGAAGAGCCGCAAUCCCUGGACUCCUCCAAGUCUACACCGACCACAAUGCGCACAGAACAGCAAAUCGGACGCCGCAGCUGCCGCUGCCCCUCGAGCACCGAUGUCAACCAGCCCGGAGGCGGGAACAAGCUACUGAUGGACGAAUGUGGCCAGGGCGAUGGCCUGUUGCGCUAUCCACACAUGAAGCAGACACAGUCGGCUCGCAUGCUCAGCUCAACGCCCAGCUGCCUGCGCAGCGAGACCAGUAGCUUCCACGUGGAUGUGCGACGUCCACGCUCAGUCGCCUCCUCCGAGGUCAACUAUAAGAAUCUGGGACGCAAGAGCUUCAGCUUCACCAAUCCGCAGGUGCGUGAGAUCGAGCGCCAGAAUAACAUUUUAUUGAAGAAAAUGAUGAACGUGAAGCCGACAAUAAAGCCAACUGUCAAUAUGGUCAAGUCCAAUACCAAUCUCCAAGCUAAGAAUCAAGGACCGCCUGUAGCACGCCGCACUACCGCCGCCGUCAACCGCAAGAAGUACCAAAGGCAGAUUGACUUGGACAAUGAUGUGCUGAAGCGCAAGCUGGAAGCCGUGGGAUCGCGCCGACCCAUAUUCAAGUGAGCUAUCAGCCAGUUGUUGAUUUUGCAUUGAUAUCCAAAAUAUUAUAAUUUUAGAAAUGUUUAAAGCGAAUUUACCAAAUUAAAAUUUUAUGCAAGUUAA